Messenger RNA from Mauremys reevesii (Reeves's turtle), 1254 nucleotides. It is a transcript of the gene MYOZ3, whose product is annotated as myozenin 3. The transcript is spliced from 7 exons. NCBI's taxonomy places the organism in Eukaryota, Metazoa, Chordata, Testudines, Geoemydidae. Gene Ontology annotation, cellular component: Z disc; actin cytoskeleton. The record is from RefSeq and is a predicted model, not a curated record. Gene Ontology annotation, molecular function: actin binding; telethonin binding; FATZ binding. Bases 259 to 1068 code for a protein of 269 amino acids.
AUGUCUGAUGUAACAUGGAUUAGGACCGAGGAAUCUCAGCGAUGGUCCAGGCUGAGUGCGAGCAGGGCACAGAGUGGGUAAGAAAGACACAGGGGCUACUGGCAAACACUGAGCCCUGGGGUAGGUUUGGGAAAGCUGUUAAGGAAUCCCAGGGUCAGGCCUAAUCCCUGGGUGGAGCAGGUGCAGCAGGAAAGCGCCUUUCAUCUACCAGCAUCGCAGCAAGACAGAGUCCGAGGAAUCACACAGUCAGGUGAGAAGAUGUUCCCACUUAUGCAUUCGGACCACACCCGAGAGAGAAAGAGGCAGGCGAUGGCCAUCGUGAGGGAGAUGGCGGGAAAUGUCCCCCAGCUGGACCUGGGGAAGAAGGUCAGCACCCCCCAGGAUCUGAUGGUGGAAGAGCUGUCUCUGCAGACAAACAGGGGCUCCAAGCUGUUCCAACAGAGGCAGAAGCGGGUGCAGAAGUUCAUCUUGGAGCAUCCUACUGGCUACAGAGCCAGUUCAAGCAGGAUGGCAGCAGGCGGCUCGCCCGGCGCGGCUGAGGGGGACCUGGCGGGAAGACCGGACGCGUGGCUGUCUGCCCAGGGCCAGGAGAACUAUCGCACUGAGCGUCACAUGGCAGCAGCAGGCCAGGGGACCCCUCCCAAAGUGCCCAAGAAGACAAACAAAGUCAUACAAAUGAGUAAAGCCCUCAAUCCCGAGGCCCUGGCCCCAGGCUACUCUGGACCGCUGAAGGAAGUCCCACCAGAGAAGUUCAACUUCACUGCCAUCCCCAAGGGCUACUGUUCCCCUUGGCAGGAAUUCCUCUUCAGCGAGGACUACCGGAUCGAGAGCAAGAGCCAGCUGCCUGAACUGCCCAGGAAACCCAGCCACUUCGAGUUGAGGAGCUUCAACAGGAUUCCUACCCCGUUCGGUGGAGUGCUACUCAAUGACACAUUCGCUGUGCCUGGGUUGGAGAUGGAGGCUCAGACAGACACGCCAAACAGCCUGGAGCUCGUCUGGAAUAGACCCAGCUUUAACAGAGCACCCCAGGGCUGGGUACGGAUUUUACCAGAGACGGAAGAGCUGUAAUGUAAUCUUACUCCCUUCUCCUACCCCCCCAGAUGCUUUAUCUGCUAGGCUCAAACAUGCUUUGUUUUAAAUCGCUGGUAGAGGUACUCCUCAGCACAGCAGAAAAGGGGAGUCGAAUUUUUACCCAUGCACCCCGUGAAGGCUCAGUGGCACAGUAUGUCAUUCACUUCCACACACAGCCGCCAG